AUGAAAAUACUCCUAUCUAAACAGCAAACUAGAAAGAUAGCAAUAGUUUCAGAAACACAUGGAUUGGUGUUUAGACCAAUUGAUAACAAGACGUCCCGAAGAUCUACGUGUGCUGUAGAAUUGGUUCCAAAAACUGACUUAAACGGACGUGGUUUCAAAAAACUUUCUCGCCAUGAAAUAUACGGUUUCAUUGGUCUGAUAGAAAUCGAAGGCCUUAUAUUUAUAGCAACCAUAACAGAGAAAUCUAAAGUGGCUCAACCAAUUCCUAAUAAAACGGUCAACAAAAUAUAUGCCGUGGAUUUUUUUUGCCUAAAUAAUUCUAAGUGGGAUUUCAUGGACAUCGAUUCCGCCGGUUAUCCAAUUCUUACCAAUGACGGAGAUUUUACAUCAAGCUCACGUCCAAGUAUUUCCACACGUUCCUCUAGAGCAUCCCUACAUUCUUCUUCUUCGAGGAGUUUAAAUGCUCAAGAUCAAGUUUCCAAGCACCCAUGCCAUGAAUUAAAAAAGCUACUAUCAAAUGGAUCCUUUUAUUACAGCACCGAUUUUGAUCUGACUUGCACAUUGCAGAAACGUGGAUUCACGGAACAUUCUUUGAGUUUUGAUAAUUUUGACAGGGAGUUUAUGUGGAACUCAUUUCUUAUGGACGAGAUCAUUACAUACAGAGACAGACUAGACAUACCGACUAAGGAAUUGCUAGAUGAACAGGGAUUCCUCACGACCGUCAUCCGAGGGUUUGCAGAAACAAUUUUCAGCUAUAUUAAUAAAUUGAAAGUGGGGCUCACAAUUAUCUCCAGACAAAGUUGGAAAAGGGCAGGUACAAGAUUUAAUGCACGUGGUAUAGAUGAUGAAGGGCAUGUAGCAAACUUCGUUGAAACAGAAAUGAUCAUGUACUCUUCUCAGUAUUGUUAUGCCUUUACGCAAAUAAGGGGUAGCAUUCCGAUUUUUUGGGAGCAAGAUACAUCAUUGAUAAGUCCAAAGAUCCAAAUUACCAGAUCUGUCGAAGCUACACAGCCCACCUUUGAUGAACACUUUAUGAGACUGUCGAAGAAAUAUGGGCCAGUUCACAUAAUCAACUUGUUGUCCACCAAGUCUUCAGAAAUCCAAUUAUCUAGGAGGUAUAAGGAGCAUUUGAAUAACUCAAACAAAAUGGAAAUUGGUAGGGAUGUAUUUCUAACGGAUUUUGAUUUCCAUAGGGAAACUUCUCAAGAUGGCUUUGCAGCUGCAAGCAGGAUUAUCCCUAAAAUAAGAAACACAAUUUUGGCUGCCGGCUAUUUCUCGUAUGAUGUAAAAGAACAGCGAUUAAUAUCCGAACAAGACGGUGUCUUUAGAACUAAUUGUUUGGAUUGUUUAGAUAGGACUAAUUUGAUCCAACAAACGAUUUCACUAAAUGUAUUCAAGCUGUUUUUGGAAGAUUUUCGAUUGAUUAAACCAAAAAGCUUCAUCGAUGAUAAUGAAUUUGUACAAAAAGAGAACGUUUUAUGGGCCGAUCAUGGUGAUCAGCUAUCACAGAUCUAUACUGGCACAAAUGCUCUAAAAUCUUCAUAUUCUAGGAAAGGUAAAAUGUCUUUAUCUGGUGCUCUUUCUGAUGCAACAAAGUCCGUGAGCAGAAUGUAUAUCAAUAAUUUUGUGGAUAAAGGGAAACAGCUAAAUAUCGACACACUUUUGGGCAAACUACCGCAUCAGCAAGUUGUUGAAUUAUAUGAUCCAAUCUGCGAAUACGUUAAUGAAAGACUUUCAGAAUCAGAAGAUGAAUUUACCACACAUUCUAGUAUAAAUUUGCUUGUUGGUACAUUUAAUGUUAAUGGCAACUCUAGAAAAGCAGAUCUAUCUGAAUGGUUGUUUCCUAUUGGUGAUAAAUUUAAGCCUGAUGUCGUUGUUUUGGGGUUACAAGAGGUUAUAGAGUUGACCGCAGGGUCUAUUCUAAAUGCAGAUUAUACAAAAAGUUCUUUUUGGGAGACUAUGGUUACUGACUGUUUGAAUCAAUACGAAGAAAAGUAUCUUCUUCUUAGAGUGGAGCAAAUGUCUUCACUCUUAAUAUUAUUCUUUGUGAGGUCGGAUAAGGCCCAUAAUGUUAAACAGGUAGGAGGGUCUAGUAAAAAGACAGGUUUUGGUGGUAUCACUGGUAACAAAGGUGCGGUAGCAAUUAGAUUCGAUUAUGGGGCAACAUCGUUCUGUUUUGUUAACACACAUUUAUCAGCUGGCGCCAGUAACAUUGACGAACGUCGUCAUGACUACAACAACAUAUACAGGAAUAUAACCUUUCCAAGAUCUAAAACAAUACCUCAUCAUGAUUCAUUAUUUUGGUUAGGUGACCUGAAUUACAGGAUAACCUUGACGAAUGAAGAGGUCAGAAGGGAAUUAAGGGCUCAGAAAGAUGACUAUGUUGGUAGAUUGCUUCAAUACGAUCAAUUGACUCAAGAAAUAAACGAAGGCGUAGUAUUCCAAGGAUUUAAAGAACCAACCCUUCAAUUUCGCCCGACUUAUAAGUAUGAUUAUGGUACUGAUAAUUACGAUACUUCUGAGAAAGCAAGAACCCCAUCUUGGACUGAUAGAAUCAUAUAUAAUGGUGAAAACUUGCAUCCGUUAGCAUAUUCAGAUGCACCUUUGAAAAUAAGCGAUCAUAAACCAGUUUACGCUGCAUAUAGGGCAAAUGUAAAGUUUAUCAAUGAAAAUAAGAAACUCGAUCUAGUUGAGAAACUGUAUACAGAAUAUAAAAAUGCGAAUCCCGAAAAACUAGCUAAGAACCUUGAGGAACAUUCGCAUUCAAAGCCGGAAAAUCGAAAGGAAAAUACACCUUUGGAUGUAACCGUUCAGUCAGCAGGUAUAACACUAAUUGAUCUAGAUGACACUUCCUCCUAUGUUCCGCCUCCCCUUCCUGCUUCCCGUUCCCAAUCAUCCAUUAUUGGCUAUGGAGAAUCUUGUACAGACGUACCUCUCGAUAAGAGUAAACAUAAUGUACUUCCUCCUCCCCCUCCUACCCCAAGACAUAGUAAGGAAACUUCACCUAAGCCGUCCGCACUCUUAAAAGAUACCCCUAUUACCAGCGUAUCGCCAUAUAAAUCUGAAAAUACUCUUAUUGAUCUAAAGAGACACAUCACGCCCAAACCACUACCGUCAGCACCAGCUAUGUCAAGGCCUGUUUCUUCGCAAAAAACUCCCAUAUCAUUACAGGAUCAUACAGAUACAGUAAAUAUCAAAAGAAAUAUUUCUCCACCUUGUACACCGAUCAGAAGAAAGAGUAGUGCCACCCUGAAUGAAACCUCCGUAUCUACCGAAAAUUCCCGUUUGUGUUCUAUAGUAACUACUACAAAAGACACUGCUGUUUCUCCAAAGGCUCCUACAAAGUCCAAGAAACCACCAAUUGCCAAGAAACCCGAACAUUUAAGCGCUGUCGGUAGCAAGCUUAAUACUACUCAAAAAGAUUCAAUGAAAGUUACCUUGUCGGAUCCAAACUUUGACGAGCUACUGCUUUCGAGGAAAAAGGUUACACCCAAAGUACCUGCGAAGAAACCUGAAUUGGAGAAGCUAGGCAUGGAUUCAUGGAAAGUCCGUAAUCCUAUCUAA
This is a messenger RNA of Saccharomyces mikatae IFO 1815, 3564 nucleotides long. RefSeq names its product phosphatidylinositol-3-/phosphoinositide 5-phosphatase INP52 (gene INP52). Lineage: Eukaryota; Fungi; Ascomycota; Saccharomycetes; Saccharomycetales; Saccharomycetaceae. The record is from RefSeq and is a predicted model, not a curated record. Gene Ontology annotation, molecular function: phosphatidylinositol-3,5-bisphosphate 5-phosphatase activity; phosphatidylinositol-4,5-bisphosphate 5-phosphatase activity. Gene Ontology annotation, biological process: phosphatidylinositol dephosphorylation. The transcript has a single exon. The coding region runs from base 1 to 3564 and encodes 1187 amino acids. Gene Ontology annotation, cellular component: membrane; cytoplasm.